AUGUCUAAAAAAACAUGUCAACAAAAAGAUAAUAAAGAAGAAGUUGUUAAAGAAACUUCUUCUUAUAUUAGACAAAAGUCUUUUAAAUUAGCUUUUUCUAAUUCAGAUGAAUGUUUAGAAUUUAUGAAAAAUUUACUUUGUUAUUAUAAAGUAAUUGAAAAAGAAUAUGAUGAUAUUGAUAAAAUUAUUCCUUUUAAUCAAAAUCAU
Messenger RNA from Cetraspora pellucida, 207 nucleotides. The record is from the annotation of a GenBank genome assembly. NCBI's taxonomy places the organism in Eukaryota, Fungi, Glomeromycota, Glomeromycetes, Diversisporales, Gigasporaceae.